This is a messenger RNA of Annulohypoxylon maeteangense, 2613 nucleotides long. RefSeq names its product carbohydrate-binding module family 52 protein. The record is from RefSeq and is a predicted model, not a curated record. The transcript has 5 exons. NCBI's taxonomy places the organism in Eukaryota, Fungi, Ascomycota, Sordariomycetes, Xylariales, Hypoxylaceae. Gene Ontology annotation, molecular function: carbohydrate binding. The coding region runs from base 1 to 2613 and encodes 870 amino acids.
AUGUCUACAAGACAAUACCCAGGUCUUUUGAAGGUACCUAUCGUAGGCUCCAUAUUUCAACAAGCCAGCAACAAUCGCCGGACGCGCGAUGACGACAGGGCUUUGCUAGAAGACGAUCCGCUAAGUAUUCAGCUUGAAACUAUCGAGCCCACUCCACGCUCAGCUCCCGGGCGGCCAGCGAUAGCAGCAUGGAACCGUCAUUACAACGACUCAAGGAGGAAUAGGUCAUGUCAGCUCAUUAUCUUCGUUACCAUACUGGCAGGACUACUGUUAGCAAUAUUAUUGCCUCGCAAACACCCAUCCACUCCUAUUAUCAAUGACGAUUUAUUGCCAUGUGGUAAUUCAAGAUACUCAAUUAACGACCAUACAUGCUACCAAGGUAAUUCCUUGUGUCCGGUCAUUGAUAAAAAGCGCACAUUGAAGUGUGGUAAUGAUUGCUAUUUACCUCACGACUUUUCUUGCAAUAAUAGAAAGUUGGUUCAGGUUCAGACCCCCGACUCGGGCGGAAAACCCCCAGCUCAAGACACUAAUCGGGAGGCGUGUACACCUAAUUAUCUCCACCUAAGUGAUCCUCCUUAUGAGAAUUACUUCAUUUCCGACUGCAGUAGUGCAAGCCAUGUCGUCAUAACAAGCCCUCUUGCUAAUAGUGAUCCCAAGAUCAUUAAUCCGAGACUUCUUAUUGCUUGGCCUGCUGGGAACAGUGGCAUUGUGGCUUAUUUCUCGCCCGUAAAUGGUCUCAACGGAACGCUCGGCAUAGGGCUUGAGAACAUUGCCCGCACAAAUCGCACCUUAAAUCCGCUUGUCGGCGGCGUGACUGGCGUCCUAACCCUUAACUCGUCGGCAAUACUUGACCUGGCCAUUUUGGGGAGCAUCAGGACCAUAAGGGAGUUUAUAGAAGGUCCAAGUACCCUUUCGCCUAAGAUCCAGGAUGCGAUUAAGACUCAGCAACUGCCCGAUGGAGGCAUCCAGCUCAAUCGGCAGUGGCUCGACAAGACGACAGAGACAUUCUUGACAUUCCACAGCCUUAAUCAGACAUCAAUCUCUAUUCAGGAUGGCCAUCCUCACUUUCAAAACGGCUCGUACAUCUUUAAUGCAUGGUCCAACUAUCCUCAACUUGACCAGCUCGGAACGAUGGACGUAAUUAACUCCGCCUCCAAAUCUUUAAUCUCGCAAAAUGAAGAGGACGUCAAGUCUCUUACCUUCCUCUCCUAUAGUACGAAAUUACUUGCCGGUGCUUGGAGAUUCCUAACAUAUUUUGGGCGUGAUAGUCUAAUCUCGCUUCUUCUCCUGCAGCCUAUCCUUAGCGAGGGGGAUGGUGGAGCGGUGGAGGCUAUUCUAGAGGCGGCCGUUGAGCGUAUCAACGCAAAAGAUGGCACUGUAUGUCAUGAAGAGACUAUCGGCGACUACGCUUCGAUAUUGAACGAACAGCAAGGCAUUGACAGCACAGACCCCUCGUGCGAUUACAAGAUGAUUGAUACCGAUUUCUUCCUUUUAAUUGCCAUGAAUGAAUAUUUCGUCAAUUCCGCCAUCGGAAGAACUCGUCGGGACAUAUUCUUUGCUAGAAAAGCAUCAGUCCUCCCCGGAAAUCGUGGACUGGGUUAUGAAAAUCUUAUUCUAGCGACUGCGGAGAAGAUCAUGAAGUUGACCGCCGGCUUCGAGCAAUCUCCCGUGAAGGAGAACCUCAUUCAUCUCAAUAAGGGUCAAGCAGUGGGACAGUGGCGUGAUAGUGGUAAUGGGUUAGGCGGAGGCCGUAUACCGUACGACGUGAACACAGCCCUAGUCCCUGCGGCGCUCAGAUCGAUCGCAUCGUUAUCGAAUAAUGGUUUCUUCCCUUCGCAUGUCGACUGGGAAACGGUGGCCGGCAAGCGUGCUGUAGUUUGGGAAGACAAUACGCUUUCUUUCUUCCAAGUUAAUAUAACAGCAGAAAAGGCUCAAGGUCUCAUCAAGGACUACAUCAAAGUGUCGGGAUUUCCAGGUGAUGUCAAAUUUUCUGAUUUGAACUCGCCGGUCGUGUUUCACGGUCUAGCCCUUGAUGGCAAAAGCCGUGAACCUAUCGUGAGGGUCAUGAACACGGAUGAUUGCUUCCGGCUCUUCCUUCUCAACGGCACCGACCAGACCCAACUCUCGGCUUUUCUUUCUCAGGUGGCCGACAACAUACUGCGUCCCUUUCCUCUCGGUCUUUCUACGGCUGUCGGAUUGGUGGUUUCAAACCCGGCAUACGGAGAGGGAUCUGUCGACGUAAGAGAAUUCGCAGAGACCGCAUAUCAUGGCACGGUCGUCUGGGGUUGGCAACUUGCCAUGAUGGCUGCAGGGUUGGAGAAGCAGCUCGGUCGGUGCGAAUUCGAGAAACUGGCGUUUUGUACUUCGACUGUGCUACACGGACGUGUUCUUGAAGCGUACAAUCAUCUAUGGGACCUAAUCGAUGCCAAUCGUGAGCACUUAAGCAGUGAAGUCUGGAGUUGGACCUACCAAGACGGCAGCUUUCAUUACACACCUAUGGGAGCCCUGUCACCCCCGGAAGGACAGAGCCCAGUUGAAAGUGAUAUUCGCCAACUUUGGAGCCUGACGUUCUUGGCAGUAAAGAGAAACAAUGCGUAUUCCAGGGUUUCCUAG